This is a messenger RNA of Thunnus maccoyii (southern bluefin tuna), 2505 nucleotides long. It is a transcript of the gene maf1b, whose product is annotated as MAF1 homolog, negative regulator of RNA polymerase III b. Lineage: Eukaryota; Metazoa; Chordata; Actinopteri; Scombriformes; Scombridae. Bases 550 to 1287 code for a protein of 245 amino acids. Gene Ontology annotation, cellular component: nucleus. Gene Ontology annotation, biological process: negative regulation of transcription by RNA polymerase III. The record is from RefSeq and is a predicted model, not a curated record. The transcript is spliced from 8 exons. Gene Ontology annotation, molecular function: RNA polymerase III core binding.
GCUUUGCCGUACAGUGGAUUCCGUUGUUUUGAUGAGAAUAGAGGUGUUGUUGAGGUUAUCGACGAUUUACAGCAACCUUGGCUCGUAUUGGUAAAAAUUUUUAGUCUCGAUAGCUCGCCAACUGCUGCUUUUCUGAUCGAGUCGCUUAUAAAAAGGCGACUUGAUCUAGCUAAUACAAAGCCUUUGUGAAAUCGAAAGGGAUGCCGCUGCAGACAGACUCCGACGGACGCCAACAGUCUUUGGAUUUAAUCUCAUCGCAUUUAAUCGGAAAGAGUAGCUUCUCUAUAAAUUUAAAAGGCCUCAGAAUAAUUCAUUCUCGACCGAGUGCUUCUGUAAGAUGCUUAAACGCGAGUGCGAAUUAAAAGCUCUGUUGUGAAGUGAAGACAGGAGCGUAACAGUUAACUAGCGAGCUAACAGGCUAACGUUAGCUGGUCAACAAACCGUCACCGAGGGAGCCGUUAGAGGUUAAAAAGAAGAGUUUCUACAGCCCACAGCUUCGCUUUUGUACCCGUUGUUUUCUGCCUGUAUUGGGACUAUUGCUCGACAGCAAUGAAACUGUUGGAAAACUCCAGUUUUGAAGCCCUCAGCUCUCGGCUGUGUGUUGAAACAGGGGAGUCUCGCAUCCUUGGCAGGAUCGAGAGCUACUCCUGUAAAAUGGCAGGGGAUGACAAACACAUGUUCAAGCAGUUCUGCCAGGAGGGGGAGCCACACAUCCUGGAGGCUCUAUCUCCCCCUCAGUCCACCAGCGCCACCAGCCCUUCACAACUGGGGAAGAGCGUCGAGGAUGGGGAGAACCCUCUGAGUGACAAGUGUUGCAGGAAGACUUUAUUCUACCUCAUCACCACGCUCAACGAGUCCUUCAGGCCGGACUAUGACUUCACCGCGGCACGGGCCCACGAGUUCAGCCGGGAACCAAGUCUCAACUGGGUGGCCAACGCAGUAAACAGCAGCUUGUUCUCAGCUGUGGGGGAAGAGUUCAACUCUCUGGGUCCGGAGCUGUGGAACGCCAUCGACCAGGAGAUCAACCUGCAGGGCUGUGACUUUUACAGCUACAACCCUGAUCUGGACUCAGACCCUUUCGGUGAGGAGGGGAGCCUCUGGUCCUUCAACUACUUCUUCUACAACAAGAAGCUCAAGAGGAUUGUGUUCCUCACAUGCCGCUCCGUCAGCGUCCUGAGUGGUUAUGGCCGCGAUUGUCUCGACAACGAGCUGGACAUGGAGCUGGAUGACGAGGAGGAAAUGGACGGCUUCACUGAGGACAGGUGCCCCAGAGCUCUGUGCGUGUGAAUCUUCCCGGAUGACGCACCUCGGCCAAAGAAUAUCUAGGCUGUUCCUCCUUCGAUCCCAUUCUUCGCUCCCCCAUCUACCUUUUUCUUUUUGUGUUUGGGAUUUCGCUGCCUCAUCCAAAGCCAUUUUCACACUUUUUAGACUAAUGCAUGUUUGAAGCCCUCUCUCCUGCUGGCGGUGGAUUGUGUGCCGUAAGGCGGUGAACAUUUUGUUAAAGACCCCGCGGUAACUUUUAAGCUUCUUCGAUCUCCAGUUUGUUUUUUUUGUUGUUUUUUUUGACCCUACGCUCCUGGCUCAGUAACAGCACACACACACACACACACAUGGACGCCUCUACAUCUGCCACAUCUCCAAGGAGACCACUUCAUGGACCCUUAAACAGAAGUAGGUCCCGUUAUGGAGACGUGUGGGCAAGAAAGACAAAGUUUCUUGCAUGUGAUGUCAAAUUCCCACGAGCCUCGAGGAGUCCAGACAACACCAGCAUUAACAAAGACUGACGCAGAUAAAAGUUUAUAAUGUUCCUAUGUGGGAAGCUGGGCUGGGUCCACGAAAAGACUGAUAUACCGAUCAGCCGAGAACUCAUCCCUUUGUUCAUAGUUUGCUAUUUUUUUGUGUGUUGCUUUUUCUUUGUGACAGUGACGUUACUGUGAGAACUUUUUUUAGCACUGAGUUUGAAAUCUGGAAAAGGAAAAAAAAAAAAACCCACUGCAUUUAUAAUUUGUAUCAUUGGAUCUUAAUACUGCGAACGCUCAUCACUACUUAUCGGACAAGAGGGCACUGCCAAGGAUAACAGUACUAUUGGCUCCAGAGUUGCAGCUUUGAAAACAUAUCAGCUUUCAUCGGAUGUGUUGCUUCAGUCCACGAUUACCCAGUUUGUUGUUUCCUUUCAUAUGUCGUCUUUAUGUCCAGUAUUUUUUCAUUGUUCCCAGUUAAUCCCGAUUUCUAAAUGUCUGUCCUGACAGUGUUUUUCUUUGCGCAUUACCUCAGUGCAAAGGCUUCAUUGAAAGUGAAUGUAUAGUAAAAUUUUAGAGGUAAAAAAAACAAAAAAAAUCUUAACAUAAAAAACGGCUGAUAUGUUCUACAAUAUUUUUUAGAAGUUGAGACGCUCCUCUUUACGUUCCUUACAAGUGGGUAGGAGUUGUGUGUCUUUCUUGAUUGCUCUGUGCUUUGAUUGGCUGAUAUAUUACAGAUGUGAAUAAACUGGUUGUUUGAAUCAGA